This is a messenger RNA of Orcinus orca (killer whale), 2076 nucleotides long. RefSeq names its product amyloid beta precursor protein binding family A member 3 (gene APBA3). Gene Ontology annotation, molecular function: protein binding; amyloid-beta binding. NCBI's taxonomy places the organism in Eukaryota, Metazoa, Chordata, Mammalia, Artiodactyla, Delphinidae. The transcript has 11 exons. The record is from RefSeq and is a predicted model, not a curated record. Bases 189 to 1925 code for a protein of 578 amino acids. Gene Ontology annotation, cellular component: plasma membrane; cytoplasm; dendritic spine. Gene Ontology annotation, biological process: chemical synaptic transmission.
CCAGGAGUGCUGCGCGGACAGAUCUGCCAGCGCCCAGUCCGGGAAUUGGCGAGCGGCGGCGACUGGCAGGACCGGACAAGCCAGGGAGCGGGGUUCUGGGGGCCGCGCGGGUUGAGGCCACCUCGGUUUGGGAAGUGAGUGUGCCGGCGGAGCAGAGCGGGAUGCUGGCUUGAGCCCAGGGUCCAGGCAUGGAAUUCCUGACAACCUCCCAACCCCCUCCAGGACCUCCAGCCAUGGACUUGGAGGAGCCCAGGGACACACUUUCACCCUCUCAGGACCUCACCCCUGAUUGCCUGUGGGACCCGGCACCAGGAGGCCCCGGCAGCCUGAGUCAGAUGGAACUUGACGGGCUAAAUAUUCAGGACCUGCUGCAACAGUUUGAAGCUCUGCCAGGUGAUCUGGUGGGCCUGUCCCCAGACGGACCCCCGUGCCCCUUGCACAUUGCCACUGGCCAUGGCCUGGCCUCUCAGGACAUCACCGAUGCCCAUGGGCUCUUGUCCGCCGAGGCUGGCCGGGAAGACUUGCUGAGCCUCUUGCAGCAAGACGAACGCCCUCCUUCCCAGUCAGGUCCCCAGGAACCUCCGGACCCUGCUCCUCGCCUGUUGCAGCCCCCUGAUGACCCAGAGGGGGAUAUGGCCCCCCAGGAGUGGGCAGAAGGAGCCUCUGUCGAGCAGGACGAGGGCAGGAGCUCAAGCAGCUCCCCAGAACUCUGGCUGGAGACAGUACCUCUGGUCACUUCUGAAGAGCCACCUGCCAGUGCCCAGAGCCCUGAGACCCUGGCUUCCUACCCUGCCCUCCAGGAGGCGUCCGGCCCCUGUGACCACGAAGACCUCCUAGAUGGUGUCAUAUUCGGGGCCAAAUACCUGGGCUCCACCCAGCUGGUGUCUGAGCGAAACCCGCCCCCCAGCACGCGCAUGGCGCAGGCCCAGGAGGCCAUGGACCGCGUCAAGGCCCCCGAUGGGGAGACCCAGCCGAUGACAGAGGUAGACCUCUUCGUCUCCACCAAGAGGGUCAAGGUUCUGACGGCUGACUCCCAGGAGGCCCUGAUGGACCACGCCCUGCAGACCAUCUCCUACAUCGCUGACAUCGGCAGCAUCCUGGUGCUCAUGGCCCGGCGGCGGCUGGCCCGGCGGCCGGCACCCCAGCCCCACAGCCGCCGGCUCUACAAGAUGAUCUGCCACGUUUUCCACUCAGAGGACGCCCAGCUCAUCGCCCAGGCCAUCGGCCAGGCCUUCGCCGUGGCCUACAGCCAGUUCCUGCGGGAAAGUGGGAUCAACCCCAGCCAGGUGGGCUCCCAGCAGAGCCAGGGUGCCACGGGCCCCGGCCACCUCCACAACGGGGACCUCGACCACUUCUCCAAUAGCGAGAACUGCAGGGAGGUGUGCAUCGAGAAACGCCGGGGUGAGGGUCUGGGCGUAGCCCUGGUGGAGUCGGGCUGGGGUUCCUUGCUGCCCACGGCCGUCAUCGCCAACCUGCUGCACGGGGGCCCCGCCGAGCGCUCAGGGGCCCUCAGCAUUGGAGACCGCAUCACCGCCAUCAACGGGACCAGCCUGGUGGGGCUGCCCCUGGCCGCCUGCCAGGCUGCCGUCCGCGAGGUGAAGUCUCAGACGCUGGUGACCCUGAGCAUCGUCCACUGCCCGCCGGUCACCACGGCCAUCAUCCGCCGGCCCCACGUCCGCGAGCAGCUGGGCUUCUGCGUGGAGGACGGCAUAAUCUGCAGCCUCCUCCGGGGUGGCAUUGCCGAGCGCGGGGGCGUCCGCGUGGGGCACCGCAUCAUUGAGAUCAACGGGCAGAGUGUGGUGGCCACGCCCCACGCCCGCAUCAUUGAGCUGCUCACGGAGGCCCACAUUGAGGUCCACAUCAAGACGAUGCCUGCUGCCACCUACCGCCUGCUCACAGGCCAGGAGCAGCCGGUGUACCUGUGACCGGCCACCUUCCCCCCACCACUGUGCCUUAGCCCCCGCCGGCCCCGGAACUCCGUCCACGGACCCUCCUCGGCUGGCCAGGGCCCCAAAAGUUUCUUGGUUCUAUAUUAUUUUCUUAUGUAAAAAAUUAAAAGCUUAUCGAAUGGGCAAA